AUGGCGGAUUCUAGCGAUCCGGGCCGCCGCGACUCCGUCGACCAGGGUAGCUUUCGCAGCGCACCGAAACAUCGCAACGCAGGCGACAUCUCACUGGAGCAGAUAGCCACUCGCAAGGAUGAGUGCGUGCGCUUCCUGGAGAAGCGCAGCCUGGACCUGCUCAGCUUCACGUACUCGUUGAGCCCCGAGCGGGCCCAGGAGUUCAACCGGGUGUUGGAGGGCGACAUGGACCGUAUGCUGCUGGACGCGCACAAGCAGCUGGCGAUGUACCGGCUGUACGGCGCGGGCGGCGACGGCUCGUUUUCGAAGUACCGCCUGAACCACCUGGAGACCAUCGCGCGGGAAGCGGAGGAGUGCUACGAACGCUUCGAGCGUGCGAAACGGCUCAACCCAUACCCUAACGUGACGGCGAUAGUGCCGAUAUUCGGCACCGACGACCUGGAGAGGCGGGUGCGCCAGAGUCUGGCUGAGCAGGAGAACGUCAACAAGGCGUUCGCCAACCUGAAGGACAACUGCAAGCGGCUGCUCGAGAGUUCGGAGCACGUGAAGAAGAUGAUACGCAACCUGCGCGAGCAGAACCAGCUGAUUUUCUUCAAGCACCUCCGGGUGUCGUCCCUGAUCGACGAGGUGGCCACAUCCCUGGGCGUUUGCGUCCGCGACAACGUAGCGGAGGACCUGCACUCGGCGUGCCUCUCGCAGGCCGCCUCGGAGUUCACGGUGGACAGUUGGGUGCGCAAGAUCAAGGAGUGCCAGGCCACCAUGCAGACGAUCCGGACGGAGGCGCGCACAUACUUCUGGGGGAAAGAAUCGGACUCCAGCGCGGACAAACAGCUGCUCACCGAGGACGAGCAACUUUCGUCGCUCGAGCUGCCGGACAACGUGACGCUGCGGCCGUUCGACCUGAACGACCUCUCGCGGCUGGAGCUGACUGUGCGGGCGCCGGAGGGGAUCUGGCGUGACAUCCCCGUCCGAUUUGAAUGCGUUGUGCCGGAAGGCUACCCUCACGAGCGGCUGCGCGUACGGUGUCUUAGUGCGGUAGGUGUGUCGGCGGAGGACGUGACCGGGCUGCAGAUCAAACACCCGAAUAUCCUGGGUUCGAACGCGCCCAAGUGUGCCGGAGCGGUGUGCCUGAACAUCAUACGCGAGGACUGGCGGCCGAUGUACACCGUCGGCACCGCAGCGCUGGGCCUGCUGAACCUGCUGGUGGAGCCGCAGUCGUUCGAGCCGCUGGACGCGGAGGCAGCGCAGCUGCUUACGAGCGACCCUGACCGUUUACGUGAACUCAGCCUUAAUGAUGCCACCUAG
Messenger RNA from Babesia bigemina, 1305 nucleotides. RefSeq lists its product as hypothetical. The transcript has 3 exons. The record is from RefSeq and is a predicted model, not a curated record. The coding region runs from base 1 to 1305 and encodes 434 amino acids. NCBI's taxonomy places the organism in Eukaryota, Apicomplexa, Aconoidasida, Piroplasmida, Babesiidae.